This is a messenger RNA of Vigna radiata var. radiata (mung bean), 2909 nucleotides long. RefSeq names its product two-component response regulator-like APRR3. Lineage: Eukaryota; Viridiplantae; Streptophyta; Magnoliopsida; Fabales; Fabaceae. The record is from RefSeq and is a predicted model, not a curated record. Gene Ontology annotation, molecular function: protein binding. Gene Ontology annotation, biological process: phosphorelay signal transduction system; cytokinin-activated signaling pathway.
UAAUAUCUUCUCCCCCACUCUCUCUCUUAACCUUUUGGCUUCGCUAUUUCUCUGCCAGUCAAGUGUUUUCCAUAGAAAAUCGUUUUUCGCCGAAUUCGAAACGAAAAGAAAAGAAAAGCUUUGGGAGAAAUUUGCUGCAUCGAGCUUGCAAAUGGAGGUCUGGUUCUUGUCAGUGAAGCUCUGAAGUGUGGUUGAUAUAGGCUGGUCCAAUGAACAAUAAUGUUGGGAAAGGGAAAAGAGGUUUGGCAGAACAUAAAUAUGAUUUUUGACAAAAAGAGCCUCAAUUGUGGAGUAGCCAAUGGAGGGGUAAGUUCUGGAUCAUUAACAGAAGGUGACCCAAGAUUUAAUACGCUGUGUCAAGAUGGAAACAAUGGAUUGAGGGGUCUGAUUCAAAUCAAUGGGAUCUUGCAGGUUUCACAGCAACCACCUCAAGGGCCAGUCAUUUGCUGGGAUAGAUUUCUCCCUGUGAGAUCAAUAAAAGUUUUGCUGGUGGAAGAUGAUGAUUCCACACGCCAUGUUGUGCGUGCUCUUUUAUGCAAUUGUAGUUACGAAGUUACUGCUGUUUCCAAUGGUCUUCAAGCCUGGAAAGUCCUAGAAAAUCCAGAAAAUUGCAUUGGUCUUGUCUUAACAGAGGUAGCUAUGCCAAUUUUGUCUGGAAUAGGUCUUUUGUGCAAGAUCAUGAACCACAAAACACUGAAGAAUAUCCCUGUGAUUAUGAUGUCGUCUCAUGAUUCUAUGGGUAUCGUCUUUAAGUGUUUGUCAAAAGGUGCUGUUGACUUUUUAGUGAAACCUAUUCGGAGGAAUGAACUUAAAAAUCUUUGGCAGCAUGUCUGGAGAAGAUGCCACAGUUCUAGCGGCAGUGGGAGUGAAAGUGCGACCAACUUCAGAAAAUCUACAAAGUCAAGAAGUAAUGAUGCUUCUGAAAACAAUAGUGACAGCAAUGAGGAGAAUGACUAUGGAAGCAAAGGCUUGAGCAUUCGAGAUGGAAGUGACAAUGGAAGUGGCACUCAGAGUUCGUGGACUAAAUGUCUGGCUCAAGUUGGCAGUCCUCAUCCACUUUCACCACGUAAACAAUUGGUUGAUCCCCCUGAUAGCACUUGUGCCCGAGUGAUGCAAACGAAGACUGAAAAAGUUAGUAGUAGAUGGGUGCAUGCAACAGAAAAGGAGUGCCUUGAACUUAUUGAUCAUCUUGAUGAUGUUGCAAUGGGCAAGGACUUGGCUGUGGGAAUAUCUUUGAGUACGCAACUAGAGCAUCGACUUGAGGGACUGUCUAGCCAUCCAAUGGGUAAAGGGGCAAAUAAAAUGUCUGAUGAUGAUGAUAUGCAGAUAGUUAAAGGACAGAGUAAUAAUGCCUGUGAAAAAGGAGAAAUGGAAUGCAAUGGUGGUAAAACCAGGACACAGGAAAAUCAUACUAUGAAUGUUAUUGAUGUUACUGAUAGCAACAGUCCACAGACUGAAAGCAGAGACUUGAACACUCCAAAUGGGUUCUCUGGUUUCUCACUAACGAAAGAAAACUCUUGCCCCAAAGAGCAUCCAUCCCUGGAACUAACUUUGAAAAGGCUGGGAGAAGUAAGAGAUCCUAAAAAUGUCACGGGUGAAGAAUGCAAUGUUUUGAGACAUUCAGACCAAUCAGCAUUCUCAAAAUAUAAUACUGCUUCUUCUGCUAACCAGGCUCAAACAGGAAAUGUAGGAAGCUGUUCUCCACUGGCCAAUGGCUCAGCUGCACCUAAUGCAGAGGUAAUACAUUUUCCAUCUCACUCAAAUGUCACUCCUCCAAACCAGCAAUCUAAUGGGAGCAACAACAUCAAUGACAUGGCCUCCAUUAAUACAUAUCUUGGCACCAAACCUUGUAAUUUUGACAAGAUGCCAGAGUCUGUAGGAGGUUUGGGCUCAUUUAAUUCCUCUGAACUCCGAGCAUUACGGAACAAUAGUAUCUCUUCGUCUCAGAAGAAAACUUAUGCCCGGGAAGAAUAUAUGGAAAUUGUUAGAGGACAAGUGGGAAGCUCUGAACAUGAAUUCAAAGCCGAGCACACUCAUUAUGAGCUUCACCAUUAUAAUCACAUUUCCCGUAAAGCGGCUGUAGAUCUACAAUCAGAUCAUGAUCUCUUACUCAAAAGACCAACCAACACUGCUCAGCAAUGUGUAUCAUCAAAUGCGUUUGGAGGGCCAGCAGAAAGUAAUGCUGCAAACUACACAAUAGAUGGAAAUGCUGGGGAGAGUGAUCACGGGAGCAAUGGACAUGGGAGCAAUGGACAGGACGGAACCAUGACAAUGAGGACAGUAAAUGUGGAAAAUGGCAAUGUGGCUCUUGGGAGCAUUGGAAUUGGUGGCAUUGAUAGGAAAAACAUUGGGAAUGGGGCAGAUGAAGGACGACUUUCAUUGAGAGAGGCUGCUUUAACCAAGUUUCGUCAAAAGAGAAAAGAAAGAUGCUUUGAGAAAAGGGUUCGAUAUCAUAGCAGGAAAAAAUUAGCAGAACAGCGACCUCGUAUUAGGGGACAAUUUGUUAGACGAACAGUGUCUGAAGCCAAAGAAGAAAAAGAUCACCAAAGUGACAACCUGGUACCUGGGGAUAAUACCGACAUUCCUCAAUGACACCAGCGAAAUGCUGGCCAUUAUUUGACUGAUUAUAUUCCAGUAGCGACCUCCAGCUUCUUGCUGUCAGACUAGUCCUUCACACAAUCACCUAGGAAGGAGCUCGGAAGUUUGUGUAGUGGGAACCUGUGAUUAGGUAGUUUACCUUUACCUCUGUUGUUUUGAAGAACAGAUAUUUAAUUUGAACCUUCAGGACAACUUUCUAUGAUCUGAUGAUAUUGGUUGUAUGAACUUCAAAACUCCAAAUGGACCCAUGGAAGUGGUUACCUUUGGAUAGGUUAACCUCUGAUGAAUAAAAUUUAUCAUGUUAGCUUUUA